This is a messenger RNA of Nomascus leucogenys (northern white-cheeked gibbon), 1391 nucleotides long. The record is from RefSeq and is a predicted model, not a curated record. NCBI's taxonomy places the organism in Eukaryota, Metazoa, Chordata, Mammalia, Primates, Hylobatidae.
UGGGGCGGCUGAGAGCGCAGCGCGAGCUCCGGGGAGACGCCGGCCCACUGCCCGCCCGCUCGCCGCAGGUAGGCCCGGCCCACAGGAGGUGGGGCGCGGCCAGGUAUCCCCAGGUAGCCGCCUCCUCCCUUCCUCCGUCGGCCGCUCCCCCGACCGAGGCAGGACCUCGCGCCGCGCGUGUUCCCCGGGAGCCCCUGUGCGGACCCCAGGCGCUUCCCGGGUUUGCGCGCGGGGGCCACCCAGACCCUGCGGAGAGCGAGGCCCGGAGCGUCGCCGAGAUUUGAGGGCGCCGGAGACCGAGGGCCUGGCGGCCGAAGGAACCGCCCCAAGAAGAGCCUCUGGCCCGGGGGCUGCUGGAACAUGUGCGGGGGGACACAGUUUGUUUGACAGUUGCCAGACUAUGUUUACGCUUCUGGUUCUACUCAGCCAACUGCCCACAGUUACCCUGGGGUUUCCUCAUUGCACAAGAGGUCCAAAGGCUUCUAAGCAUGCGGGAGAAGAAGUGUUUACAUCAAAAGAAGAAGCAAACUUUUUCAUACAUAGACGCCUUCUGUAUAAUAGAUUUGAUCUGGAGCUCUUCACUCCCGGCAACCUAGAAAGAGAGUGCAAUGAAGAACUUUGCAAUUAUGAGGAAGCCAGAGAGAUUUUUGUGGAUGAAGAUAAAACGAUCGCAUUUUGGCAGAAAUAUUCAGCUAAAGGACCAACCACAAAAUCAGAUGGCAACAAAGAGAAAAUUGAUGUUAUGGGCCUUCUGACUGGAUUAAUUGCUGCUGGAGUAUUUUUGGUUAUUUUUGGAUUACUUGGCUACUAUCUUUGUAUCACUAAGUGUAAUAGGCUACAACAUCCAUGCUCUUCAGCCGUCUAUGAAAGGGGGAGGCACACUCCCUCCAUCAUUUUCAGAAGACCUGAGGAGGCUGCCUUGUCUCCAUUGCCGCCUUCUGUGGAGGACGCAGGAUUACCUUCUUAUGAACAGGCAGUGGCACUAACCAGAAAACACAGUGUUUCACCACCACCACCAUAUCCUGGGCACACAAAAGGAUUUAGGGUAUUUAAAAAAUCUAUGUCUCUCCCAUCUCACUGACUACCUUGCCAUUUUGGUAUAAGAAAUUUGUGUUAUUUGAUAGGCCUGGUGGAGUGGCUCAUGCCUGUAAGCCCAGCACUUUGGGAGGUCAGGAGUUAGAGACCAGCCUGGCCAACAUUGUGAAACCCGGUCUCUACUAAAAAUUCAAAAAUUAGCUAGGCGUGGUGGGGCAUGCCUGUAGUCCCAGCUACUUGGGAGGCUGAGGCAGGAGAAUUGCUCGAACCUGGGAGGCAGAGGUUGCAGUGAGCUGAGAUCACGCCACUGCACUCCAGCCUGGGCGACAGAGCAAGACUCCAUCUCAAAAAUAAAA